Messenger RNA from Dalotia coriaria, 1696 nucleotides. RefSeq names its product facilitated trehalose transporter Tret1-like. The transcript has 2 exons. Bases 183 to 1574 code for a protein of 463 amino acids. Gene Ontology annotation, molecular function: transmembrane transporter activity. NCBI's taxonomy places the organism in Eukaryota, Metazoa, Arthropoda, Insecta, Coleoptera, Staphylinidae. Gene Ontology annotation, biological process: transmembrane transport. Gene Ontology annotation, cellular component: membrane. The record is from RefSeq and is a predicted model, not a curated record.
CAGUCGCCGAUUCGAACCGCAGGACGCUAUGUGCUCGUACGGCCCGCGCACCGCACGUGAAUUCAGACUCGCACGGUAAAACGACGCUGAGCUUGGUGGGACUUUAAUCGUCGGUGGUGACUUAACAACAAUUAGUUCAAUUUCUACAGUGCUACGAUCAAUCAACUCUCAACCAAAUCAAGAUGUUCAUCACAAUCGAGCUUUCCGAGCAGUUUCGGCAACUACUCCCCGUUAUUUUCGGAGCAUUUUUGUCGGUGACGUUUGGAAUGGGUUUGGGAUGGCCCUGCAUUGCCUACCCCUAUCUUUUGAACGACGACGUUACACCUAUUCCCAUCACUCUGGAUGACACCGCACUCAUCGCGGGCUUCCUCAUGGAAGGCAACACCAUCGGCUCACUGUUCUCAACUUCAAAACUGCUCCCAGCCAAAUUGGCAGUCUCCUUAUGCUGUUUUCUGCAGAUUUCUGGUUGGGUGCUGAUGUUUUACUCUCGCAACAUAUUUUGGUUUCUCGGCAGCCGCGCUAGCGUUGGCUUCGCCAACGGCUAUGGCAUGGGCCAACUGAAGCGCUAUAUCAAGGAUACUUGCGAUCCUGAUCUCGCCGAUACGAUCAACAACUACCUCCCAGUAGGGAUCAACGUCGGAGUGUUGAUCACCUUUACUUAUGGGGCCUUUGUGGAUUUCCGCUCACUCGCCCUCUAUGCCGUGAUUGUUCCCAGUAUUGGUUUUCUUGGCUUUACACUCAUCCCCAAAUUAGAGCGCAAGACUGACUCUUCUCAGAGAGUGCGCAAUGCUCUGGAGAGCACCAUGGAGAAAGACGAGAUGUCUAUGGCCAAGAACAUUACACCACCGCCAGUAUUGGAAACAGCUGAAGGCGAACGCGAGUCCAACACAGUUGGCAAACCUUUCACCGUUUUUGAAGUGCUGCGAGACCGCGACAGCCGCAACGGACUUUUUCUCAUGUUCCUUAUCGUUUUCGUGCAGCAGUACAGCGGCGGACCUGCUAACCUGGUCUAUUCCCAGAUUAUCUUCACUUCUACUGCGAACCCAUAUCCAAAACUGUGCUCCAUUAUUUAUGGCAUCACCGCGCUGAUCAACAUCAUUCUGGCACUUACUUUUGCAAAGAACAUUCGCCGCAAGACGAAUCUACUUGUCGGCACACUGGCGUGCAUUUUUUGCUACGUGUUGGUAGCGUUGUAUUUCUUCCUCCGCAACGAGUUAUAUCAGAUUAACGAGCUGUUUACUUGGGCGCCACUCUUCCUUCUAAUGUUGUGGAACGUUUUUCACACGUUCAGCUUUGGCGUGCUAUCGCUGCUGCAACUGAAAGAAAGUCUUCCAAAACGCUCCCUCAACGUGCUGAGCAAGUUUUGGACCAUUCACUUCUCCAUGUCUGCCGUCAUAUCGACAAAAAUCUUUCAGGUGAUUUUUGGUAUGUUUGGCAUGGGCAUGGGCUACACAUUCUUCAUUUUUGUUCUUGUCGGGAACUUUUUGAUCGCCAUCUUCAUCAAGGACUACACGCCGAAGGGAAAGCUCGAGGUGAAUGGAGGUGUCGAGAGCGCGACUGUACAAAGAUUUUAAAUCUCGCCAUUUUUUGGCGAAGCAUUCGAAAACAUGUGUGAUAGCAUUAGACUACUGUGUUGUAACUGUUAAUAUUUGUAAAUUAAUAAACCUUAUGUUGUUGUGUUUUUUUAUAUAACUUA